GGUCGAGGUGAGGUGUUGGCAGUGGAAAGGGGUUCGGGCGCAGGGGGCGUGGGAACGUGGAACAAUGGCUCGUGCCAGCUGUCAGGGAGGAUAAGAAGCCAUCGAGCCGCGGCUGUGGGAGGGAGGGGAGAGCGCCCGGGCGACACGAGAGUAUGACGGGGCUGUACGAUUUGGUGUGGCGGGUGCUGCACGCGUUGCUUUACUUGCACCGCACGCUCACCUCCUGGCUUCGCGUUCGGUUCGGCACCUGGAACUGGAUCUGGCGGCGCUGCUAUCGCGCUGCCUCCGCCGCGGUCCUAGCGCCGCUUGGCUUCACGCUCCGCAAGCCCCCGGCAGCCGGCAGGAACCGCCGGCACUACCGGCACCCGGGUAGGGGGCCGGGCCCGGCCGCCGCCCACCCCCGGCUACGUUGGCGCGCUGACGGCAGUUCCCUGGAGAAGCUGCCGGUACAUGUGGGCCUGGUAAUCACCGAGGAGCAGGAGCCCAGCUUCUCGGACAUCGCAAGCCUUGUGGUGUGGUGUAUGGCCGUGGGCAUCUCCUACAUUAGCGUCUACGACCACCAAGGUAUUUUCAAAAGAAAUAAUUCCAGAUUGAUGGAUGAAAUUUUAAAACAACAACAGGAACUUCUGGGUUUAGAUUGUUCCAAAUAUUCACCAGAGUUUGCAAAUAGUAAUGACAAAGAUGAUCAAGUUUUAAAUUGCCAACCCUCAGUGAUAUUACUGUCUCCAGAAGAUGGAAAAGCAGAUAUUGUGAGAGCUGCUCAGGACUUUUGCCAGUUAGUAGCCCAGCAGCAAAAGAAAUCCACAGAUUUGGAUGUAGAUAUGUUAAACAGUUUACUUAGUUCACAUGGUUUCCCUGAUCCUGAUUUAGUAUUGAAGUUUGGUCCCAUGGACAGCACAUUAGGCUUUCUUCCUUGGCACAUCAGAUUGACUGAGAUUGUGUCUUUGCCUUCCCAUUUAAACAUCAGUUAUGAGGACUUUUUCUCUGCCCUUCGUCAAUAUGCAACCUGUGAACAGCGUCUGGGAAAGUAGUGAUCCCUGGUUGUGUGAUUUGAUUUCAGGCUUUUGGAGAAAAGGACCCAAAUGACUCUGAUGUUUACAAAGCACCUUUGAAACCCUGUACACACCCAGUUCAUGAUCCUCAUAAUUUAUCAACAAACACAAAAAAGUGUCUUACUUGAGAGUGAGAGAGUGUGUGUGUGCACGUGCGCUUAAUGCGCACGCCUAUGUGCAUGCUUAUGCGUGUGUAUGUAUAGAAAUAAACUUAUAUAAAUGGGGGAAGUAUUGGAGAAGGAAAUACAUAGACCUGUAGCUUUGAGCUAAUGGGAGCAAUGUUUUAGGUGUUGAAAUUUCAAAUUUAAAGGCUUCAGCCCCAACUACUUCCCUGUUUUUGUGGGGAGAAGUGGGGAGGUAAUUAGAGCUGUUUGUUGUUGUUUUGGAGUGAGGGUAAUAAUUUUUGUUCAGUCUUUUCUAGUGACCAAACUUUACUUUUUAAGAAAUAUAUUGACUCUAUUAAAUAGAAACAUUCUGAGUUUGAGGAGUGUCCAGAGAAGUGGAGUUCUGUGCUGCUCACAUGUUAAAAGUUUGCUCAUCUUUGACAGAGGGAAUGCUUAUCUUCAGAUGUCCGUCCAUUUUCAUCUCCUACUUCAUUAUAGUCAAAUGAUAUGACUUGAGUGUGUUGUUGUGAUGUUUAUGCUCGGGGUUGUUAAAAUCAUUUAAAAAAUAAUUCUUACUACAUUGAAAUAACUUAAAAAAUUUAAAUAUUGAAUUUGGCAGUCAAGAAGAAUGUUGGGGGGACCUGUGAUCUUAAAAGUGGAAAAUUCCCUAAAAUGAGAAAGUUUUUAUUUCUUUUUUUGUUCGGGGAUAGUGUGCUAGAUAGUACCCAAAGUUGGUUUAAAAAAUGAUUGCAUUAACUUUUUAUUUAAAAGAAAAAUGAAGAAAAAAACAUUUGCGGGAACUUACCAGUGAGUUCUUUUCCUCAAAAGUAACCUGUUCCACUUUGGAAUUGCACAUUAGGGCCGUGUUAAUACUUAGGAAUUUUACUCAGUAAAUCCUGAUGGUGACUGGCAUAAAAGAUCUUAAAUAGGAUUGAAGCUGUAUAGGGAGUAAAAUAUUACCAAAAGUCUACAAAGAUAAUUUAAUUUUACAUGUUCUCUUUUAUAACAGAGAAUAAUACAGUUUCUUUUAUUUUUGAAACCAAUAAAUGAUUUUUUGAUAGGUGUUUAAUAUUUCUUCCCUCCUGAUCCGUGAACAGAAACCAUUCUUUAUAUUUGAUGGCAUGUUUUGAGAAAACGCUCUUAUCAACAAGCAUACAGUAGUUAUCUAAAUUUUACAUUAAGAAUGGAGUAGUUUAAAUUUGAGGUCUCUGAAGUUUGCAAAAUAGUAAAGAA
This is a messenger RNA of Choloepus didactylus (southern two-toed sloth), 2389 nucleotides long. RefSeq names its product dehydrodolichyl diphosphate synthase complex subunit NUS1. The coding region runs from base 153 to 1031 and encodes 292 amino acids. Gene Ontology annotation, cellular component: dehydrodolichyl diphosphate synthase complex; endoplasmic reticulum membrane. NCBI's taxonomy places the organism in Eukaryota, Metazoa, Chordata, Mammalia, Pilosa, Megalonychidae. Gene Ontology annotation, molecular function: ditrans,polycis-polyprenyl diphosphate synthase [(2E,6E)-farnesyl diphosphate specific] activity. The transcript has a single exon. The record is from RefSeq and is a predicted model, not a curated record.